Bombyx mandarina (wild silkworm) is the source of this 975-nucleotide messenger RNA. RefSeq lists its product as uncharacterized. The record is from RefSeq and is a predicted model, not a curated record. Lineage: Eukaryota; Metazoa; Arthropoda; Insecta; Lepidoptera; Bombycidae.
AUGGAGGCACUGAUCUUUUUAGCCCUUCUAGUUUUACAUGUUUCAAAAACGAUUUAUGGAAUGGAAGUUCUCAAAAAUGAAACAUUAAUGCUUCGUUACGGAUUCCACAACGUAAGAGAUUGUCAUAGUUUUGAACGAUCAUAUGUGUGCAUACAGAAAUGUCUGGAUUUGCAAUACGACGUUGCUUACGCUGACAAACACUGCGUGUGUAGAUGUUACCACAACAAGGACAAAGCAAAGUAUAGCAAAAAACGUUUAGCGAAUUCAACUAUUUGGAAAUUAGGGGCACCUACGACUUCUAAACCAGCAUGGGUGGUCCAGUAUGAGGAGCAGAAAUUAGUGACUCCUUAUUUUUUUAAUCGAAGUGAAAAUUUUGUCGGUAUUAAAAAGAUUGCAUCAUCAAACAAGACAGUAGAAGUAAUUGGAAAAUUAAAUCAUACUGAAACUUUAGUUGAAAAAGAAUUACAGGAUAAAAAUGGAACUAUUGAUACCGAUGGAUUAUAUAAUAUAAACAAAACUGAACAUAGCAAUGGAUUGCAAGGUAAAAAUGGAACUGAUGAUAGCAAUGGCUUGCAAAGUAAAAAUGGAACUGAUGAUAGCAAUGGAUUGCAAAGUAAAAAUGGAACUGAUGAUAGCAAUGGAUUACAAAGUAAAAAUGGAACUGAUGAUAGCAAUGGCUUGCAAAGUAAAAAUGGAACUGAUGAUAGCAAUGGAUUGCAAAGUAAAAAUGAAACUGAUGAUGCCAGUGCAUCACACAACAAAAAUCAAACUGUGGAUAACAAUGAAAGUAUAAUCACAAAUCCAACAGAAAGUCAAAAUAUUAUACACGAUACCAAUGAAACAAAGGCUCCAGAAGUCAAUUUAAAUUCAAAAACAGAUCACAGUACUCUAUCGGCUGGUGAAGCGAGUGAGAAAAAUAUUGUUACAAAUGACAUAGAUACGUCAAAUCUCACAACAGCUACAAUAACUACUUAA